GAUCAUUAUAUUCCAUUUAUAAUUUCUUCUAUUAUCUGCAUUUUGAACUACAAGUGAGAUAUAAAAGAAUACCUUUUCUCUUCCAUCAACCUACCAAUAAAUCCACACAUUCUAAACAUUACACAACUCUAUUUCAAUCAAAUUUCUUAUUAAAACCAGACUGUUCAGUAACGUCAUAUCUCUCUAUAAAUAUGCCCUACUACUACUCCUAUCCAUACCCUAUCCACUCUUAUCCGCACUACAUCCCCAUCGUACCCGUCUACCCAACCACAACAGUAACCGCAGUCUCCGCCCCUAUAAUCCAACAAACACCAGGCUUCAACCCACUUCAUGGACAAGAUCGCGGUCCUGCACCUCCUGGAAUAGGAACUCGCGUCGCGGGAUAUGUUACUGGUAUGUAUUGCACAUCGGUUUGGCGGCAAUAGGUCCUCAGAUGGUGGGAGUCGCACCAAUAGCAGUAUCUCAGCCUCAUACUUCAGAUGCGUGUACAAAUUGUCAGAAUGGAAAUGCCAAUACUGCACCGAAUCCACCCGCGAGUUCUCCACCCUCAGAACCGAAAUCUCCCGCCACUAAACCAAAAUCUAUCCUCAAACCAACACCAACUCCUGCUUCCAGUUCAGCUUCUUCACCUUCUUCAUCUCCUACAAAAUCCGAAUCUAAAUCCAAACUCGUACCUCCGCUCAAUAUCCUCACUCAUGCAAAUACAAAUUAUAAUGCAGACCCGAAUCUGAAACCGGGAUGCUGACAAUCAUUGGAGAAGGAUUGUCUUCCUUUGGGGAAGAGGUCCAGUGACAAUUUAUUAGGGCCGUCGGGGAAGAGAGUCAAAUUCUUGGGGGGUAAUGAGCGAUAGUAUAGAGGGGUGAUGUUGUAUUUCUUAUCUUUUAUAUCGGAAAGGGGAUUGAUCGUUUGAGAAUAUUAUAACCAUAGAGGAACACAUCAAGUGUUCGGUAUUUAUAUUGGGUUUGUUGCAUAGAAGGGAUGUAUAGCUCGAUGCCAUGUAUAUUUCUAAUAAUUUCUCCAUGAUUUAUUCUAAAUAUAUGUGCAAUUGGGAAAGACAAUCUAUGAUGCGCUUCUCUUUGUUCGUGCAAUGAUGCAAAUACGAAGAAUACAUAUGAUCUUAAAUCAAAAGGUUCUUUGACAGACGCA
Messenger RNA from Botrytis cinerea B05.10, 1146 nucleotides. RefSeq lists its product as hypothetical. Lineage: Eukaryota; Fungi; Ascomycota; Leotiomycetes; Helotiales; Sclerotiniaceae. The record is from RefSeq and is a predicted model, not a curated record. The coding region runs from base 434 to 745 and encodes 103 amino acids. The transcript is spliced from 2 exons.